Arabidopsis lyrata subsp. lyrata is the source of this 1429-nucleotide messenger RNA. RefSeq names its product TMV resistance protein N. Lineage: Eukaryota; Viridiplantae; Streptophyta; Magnoliopsida; Brassicales; Brassicaceae. The record is from RefSeq and is a predicted model, not a curated record. The transcript is spliced from 3 exons. Bases 121 to 1284 code for a protein of 387 amino acids. Gene Ontology annotation, biological process: signal transduction.
CAUAUUGGGAUUUUAUUAAUACAUAGACCAGUCAAGAUUUGAGAACUCAAUAUAAAAAGAUCUAAUCCCAUGUCUUUACUCCAACACCUCGAACUUCUUUGGAAAGAUAAACCGUGAUCGAUGGGCACCCUAUCUCGCCCCAUCCAUCAAGUGUUCAUCAACUUCCGGGGAAAUCUUCGCUACGGCUUCGUCAGUCACCUUACCGAUGCUUUGAAACGACACAAUAUCAACUUUUUCAUAGAUACACAUGAACAAAAGGGCAGAGACCUAAAACAUCUCUUUAAACGGAUCGAAGAGGCCACGGUCGCACUGGUCAUCUUAUCCACUAGGUAUGCAGAAUCAAAAUGGUGUUUGGAUGAGCUGACGAAAAUCAUGGAUCAAGCAGAGAAAAUGGAAAUGAUUGUCAUCCCAAUCUUCUACAAGGUGAAACCGAAAGACGUGGAGCUACAGGAGGGAGUGUUUGGUGAUAGGUUUUGGAGUCACGCAGAUCAAUCCAGUCGCGAAGAGAUGGAGAAAUGGCAAGUAGCUUUGAAGGCUGUGUGCAACAAGGUUGGCAUCACGUUGUAUCGCAAAAGAUACGAGGCCAAGUUUAUCAAGAAGGUCGUGAAGGAGGUUGAGAAAGUUUUAACCAGCAUUCAAUCUGGUGAAGGAAGAGAAAAUCAUUGUGUGAAGGUGAAAACAUUUAAGGUUCCACUAGCUUUGCCAUGGUCAUGGUCAUGGUUUGGCUCAGCGGUUGGGUUGAUUGGUACAGUGCUUGGCUUACUCUCUGAGUUUGUUCAAUAUGAGGAAGGAAGAGAAGACGAUUGUGUGAAGAAGGUGAAAACGUUUAAUGUUCCACUGGCAUUACCAUGGUUAUGGUUUAGCUCGGUGGUUAAGCUGAUUGGUGCCGUGCUCGGCUUACUCAUUGAGACUGUUCGAUCUGAUGAAGGGAGAGAAGAUGAUUGUGUGAAGAAAGUGAAAACAUUUAAUGUUCCACUAGCUCUACCAUGGUUAUGGUUUGGUUCGGUGGUUGAGAUGAUUGGUGCAAUGCUCGGCUUACUCAUUGAGACUGUUCGAUCUGAUGAAGGAAGAGAAGAUGAUUGCGUGAAGAAAGUGAAAAUAUUUAACGUUCCACUGGCUAUGCCAUGGAUAUGGUUUGGUUCGGCUGUUGAGCUGGUUGGUGCAGUGCUCGGCUUACUAAAUGAAACUGUUCACAAGUGUGCCUCACCAGCCAUGGUUAUUCUUGCUAGUCAGGUUGGCUCUGUUGUGGCUAUUUCGAGCCGUUGGGCUGAUAAGUCUGUCUGAGUGAGCUUUUGUUUCGAUUUGGUCUCUUUGUUUUUUGUGGCUUCAAUUGCUAAUGGAAAUAAAUAAAAUUUGCUUCAGUUUCUUGAUGUAGUUUAAUGGAAACACAAGAAGGAAUAACCAUGAAUAGAAUUCUGUCUCCAAAUUA